GAUAUUGCUCUCUCUAAUUCCUAGAGGCAAUUACAGAGGCUUAAAAUGAUAGGUAGACCAAGAUCACACAAGUAGAAAGUGGUAGGCUGUGGGUUGGACUUCAAAGUCCAUGUUCAUUCCAUUACUCUCACCUUGUUCUAGUAAAUCUGUUAGAACCUCAAAGUAUUGGCCAGCGAUUAAUAUUCCACUCUGUGUCAGGCAGUCCAUGGCAUUUUUCAAGUUAGGAAAGCCUAGAGAAGGUAAGUUUUCUAAGUGCCUUGGAAGUGGCCCCUGUGGGCCCGAAACACAUCCUUCUUCAUCCGACAUCUUUCUCACCAACCUGGCCUGAGUGUCAGUGUCAUUUUUAUGCGAGGUGGGGAGCCGGGGUCAACUGCCCACGUGCCACUGCUUUCCAGAAGAAAAAUGAUCCUCAAGGCUACCUGAUUCCUUUCCCUCACGAGCUGCCAUCCCAUAGGCGGCCGCCAGGGGUCCUCUCUUGGCGCCUCCGCGUGAUUGGCGAGACCCGGCUGCGCAGCGCGCCGGGUGCAUGUGGGGGCUGCUUCGGAGCGGCGGCUGCAGGGGGAGCCCAGCGUUUGUCGGCGCGCGGGCUGGCUCCCUGGGAUCGCGCGCAGGCUGGAGCGCCCCUCGUGUGGUUCAGCAAGCGUCGCCGCUGCUGCCCGGAAUUCAGCCUUUUCUCUUGCGCGGGCUGCAGCUGACUAGACCGAGGGAGCCGACAGGGCCCUGGGCUGAAGGUACGACCCCUCGGAAAGAACAUGAGGUUCCCUUGGAAAUCAUUUAAGAGGAAGAUGGAAGGGACCAUUUAAAAGAGGUUUAAAGCUGCAGGCUGCAACACUGGGGCCUGAGGGCUGGCAGUGGAAAACCCUGUUGGGCUGUGAUCUCUCACUAAGAAGUUCCAAGUGCCUUUUUGCUUCCUGCAAAAGAAAGGAAGAGAAGAAGACCAUGUCUAUAGCCCUGAAGCAGGUGUUCAACAAGGACAAGACCUUCCGGCCCAAGAGAAAAUUUGAGCCUGGCACACAGAGGUUUGAGCUGCACAAACGGGCUCAGGCAUCCCUCAACUCGGGUGUGGACCUAAAGGCAGCCGUGCAGCUGCCCAGCGGAGAAGACCAGAAUGACUGGGUGGCAGUGCAUGUGGUGGACUUCUUCAAUCGGAUCAACCUCAUCUACGGCACCAUUUGUGAGUUCUGCACUGAGCAGACCUGCCCUGUGAUGUCAGGGGGCCCUAAAUACGAGUAUCGGUGGCAGGAUGACCUCAAGUAUAAGAAGCCAACUGCACUGCCAGCUCCCCAGUACAUGAACCUUCUUAUGGAUUGGAUUGAGGUCCAAAUCAACAAUGAGGACAUAUUUCCAACAUGUGUGGGUGUUCCCUUCCCGAAGAACUUCCUUCAGAUCUGCAAGAAGAUCUUGUGCCGCCUUUUCCGGGUCUUUGUCCAUGUCUACAUCCAUCACUUUGACCGAGUCAUUGUGAUGGGUGCAGAGGCCCAUGUCAACACCUGCUACAAACACUUCUAUUACUUCGUCACAGAGAUGAACCUCAUAGACCGCAAGGAGCUAGAGCCUUUG
Molecule: messenger RNA, 1560 nt
Organism: Tupaia belangeri chinensis (Chinese tree shrew)
Lineage: Eukaryota; Metazoa; Chordata; Mammalia; Scandentia; Tupaiidae
Gene: MOB3B
Product: MOB kinase activator 3B
Source: RefSeq, a predicted model, not a curated record